AUGGCUCAGGCUCUUGUUGAAAAGAUAUUCCAAGCUGUGGGAUGUCCUUUGAUACAGAAGGUGACUUUGGCUGCCUUCAUGCUUUCUGGAGUGGCUGGCAUCUGGUGGCAAGGUGCUUUGCAAAGAAUGAUAGCUGCAGGUACCCAAGUGAACUGGGAGAAUUUCAAGCAGCUAUUCUUGGAGAAAUACUUUCCCCAAGAUGUAAGACAUAAGAAAGAGGUGGAAUUUCUUGAAUUGAAGCAAGGAGAAGAUUCUGUGGCUGAUUAUGUGACUAAGUUUGAAGACUUGGUUAGAUUCUGCCCUAUGUUUGAUGGUGUGGGCAAUGUGGAGGAAAAAUGUGUAAAGUUUAUGAGUGGUCUUCGACCUGAGAUUAAACAAGUUUUCAAUUAUCAAGGGAUCACUCACUAUCACGAAUUGGUAAACAAGUGUCGAGUACGUGAUGAGGAUAACCGUGCUAGGGUAACUCAUUAUAAGAGUGGAGGACCCAUGAGCAAUAAUAAGUUUGGGUCAUCUAGUAAGGGUAAACUUACACCAAGUCUGCCGGGAAUUCGAGUUCUAAAGUGA
Molecule: messenger RNA, 564 nt
Organism: Cajanus cajan (pigeon pea)
Lineage: Eukaryota; Viridiplantae; Streptophyta; Magnoliopsida; Fabales; Fabaceae
Source: RefSeq, a predicted model, not a curated record